UACAAAUGGAAGGAGAGCUUCAGGAGGAAGAAAAGCCGAUUAAAAUAAUAGGGAAUUAUAAUAUUUAUCAGGAAUUAGGAAGUGGACAGUUUGGACAGGUUUAUAGGUGUAGGAUAAGGCAUGAAGAUGAAAUUCCUUAUGGGGUUAGAGAGCGUAUGAGAAAUGAAAUGAAAUUAGCGAUCAAAAUGAUACCCCUGUCAUUGCUUGAAGAGAGAGCUAUUAUGAAGAAAUACUUGCUUAGAGAGAUCAACAUAAUGCGCAAGCUGAAACAUGAUAAUGUCCUCAGGUGCAUCGAAGUAUUCAAAAAUAAAAACAACUGUUAUAUUGUUGUAGAGUAUUGUAACGGGGGAGAUCUAAGCUCUGUUCUUAAAGCAAGAGGUAAAUAAACUUGAAGAAGAGUUUGCCAGAAUUGUUAUUACCCAGAUAGCUAAAGGAUUAUGCUACUUAGCAGAGAAAGAAUUAAUCCACAGAGAUUUAAAACUGGAUAAUAUCCUUGUUAAUUUUCCUGAGUAUAAAGAGUCCAAGCCUAUCGAUAAAGAGUAUAUCAGAAACUUCGAUUACGAAAAAGGCAAAAUUGAAAUAAUCAUAGGCGAUUUUGGCUUUUCCCGGAGUUUAAAACCUGAAGAAUAUACUACAUCUACUUGAGGAACUCCUGUUACGAUGGCUCCUGAAAUAUUUAACAAAUAAAGAGUCUGGCCAUACAGUAGACAUCUGGUCUUUUGGAGUUAUUAUUUAUGAGAUUGUUUUUGGGAAGCCUCCAUUUAACUCAAAAUAAACCGAGGUUUAAGGAGAAAAUGAGUAAUGGGGAUUUUAAAAUUCCAAAGAAUACGGACAUUUCCUCAGAAUGUGUUGACUUUAUUUGAAAAUGCUUACAACCCAAUCCAGAUAAAAGAAUUAAGCAUAGUGAAAUCUUUCUUCAUCCAUUCUUUUAAAAAUAAAACAAUAAAAGAGGAAGUGGAAGAAACUGGAGUAAGAUUAGCCAACUCUAAUGAAGAGGAGAAAUGCCAUCAUAAACCUGGUAAACAAAUGAACGAAGAUGAGUUAAUUCAAAGGCCACAAGAAUGCCCGGAUGAUCAAAAUGCCAAUCAGAAGACAUCUCAGAAGAAAAUAAUAAAUGACAAACUACCUUUAGAAGAGAACAAAGAAACCCCUUAUACUAAUACAGAAGAAAAUUCAGAGUCUGAUUCAUUUACAGUAGUAGAAGAUUUUUCCUCCCAAAUAGAACCUCAGAGUACCCCUAAAAGGGAGGUUACAAGACCAGGCCCACCCUCAGAGAGUUCUGGGGCUAAAGAAGAACACAAAAUAACUUCAGCUGUUUCAUGGAAUGUCACUUCACGAGUGGAUUCUGAAAGUGUUACUCCCGCUGAUCUCCCUCCCACGCUCCACAUAAAAUCCACAAAAUCCUUCGAAACCAACCUUAACAACUCCCAAACCUCCAGUGACUCCAACACACCCUCCAGUUGUUCAGACUCAGACCUCAACAACAUCAAACAGGUUGAAUCCUUCUUAAUCCCAAGUUCAGAUAUUGCUCUGCAGUAGGCACCAGCCAGCUGAAGAAUAGAAGAGGGAGAGGGAUGGAGGAGGAAGGAAUAGAGGUAUAAGAAAUUUAGU
Messenger RNA from Moneuplotes crassus, 1611 nucleotides. The record is from the annotation of a GenBank genome assembly. NCBI's taxonomy places the organism in Eukaryota, Ciliophora, Spirotrichea, Euplotida, Euplotidae.